AGAAGUUCUCCCGUGACCUGGAGUUGCUCCGCUGGGACUUUAUGGAGUCCCAGGAGGAGGAGGCUCAGGGUGGAGCGCUGGUCUACAUCGAGUCCCUGCACGUCUCUCCACUCAAGCUGCAUCUGUCUCUGUCUCUGACCGCUGGCUCUGAGGAGAGGAAGAGUGGAGGAGGUGGAGGUGGAGGAGGUGGAGGAGGUGGUGGAGGAGGUGGAGGAGGUGGUGGAGGAGGUGGAGGAGGUGGUGGAGGAGGUGGAGGAGGUGGAGGAGGUGGAGGAGGAGGGGGAGCUGAACUUCCCAUCGAGAGCUUGAACAUUCUCCUGCAGAACAUCGGAGCGACGCUCACAGACACCCACGGCCUGGUGUUCAAGAUGGCGUAUUUCCAAGUGAGCUACGAGUUCUCAACGCUGCAGAAACUUCUCACUGACGCCACAAAACACUACACCAACCAGUUCAUCAGGCAGGCGUACGUGCUGCUGCUGGGUCUAGGGAGUUGA
Molecule: messenger RNA, 494 nt
Organism: Lethenteron reissneri (Far Eastern brook lamprey)
Lineage: Eukaryota; Metazoa; Chordata; Hyperoartia; Petromyzontiformes; Petromyzontidae
Product: protein no-on-transient A-like
Biological process (GO): protein targeting to vacuole; protein retention in Golgi apparatus
Source: RefSeq, a predicted model, not a curated record